Messenger RNA from Coregonus sp. 'balchen', 2664 nucleotides. The record is from the annotation of a GenBank genome assembly. NCBI's taxonomy places the organism in Eukaryota, Metazoa, Chordata, Actinopteri, Salmoniformes, Salmonidae.
AUGAAGAAGUUUACAGCAGUAAAUCUGGACAAGCUUAUUGAUGAUUUCACUCAUCUGGAACAGGUAACUUUAACAUAAAGUAGGAGGACCUAGCUAGUUAUUCAGGUAGGUAGCUAGCUAGCCAGUGAGUAACCAAGCUAGCUAGCUAACUAACUCUUAAAAUAGCCUACUAUGAACAAGCUAUGCUGAACUUGCCUUAAAUUAAUCCUGUCAUGAAAGUGGCAGUAACAACAGCUCCCCCACUUUUCCUAAGGAUGUCAAUGUAUGCAUGAAAGCUGUUUAAAAAGCUGGGGCAUAUUUAUUCAGUCCUUUUAUCAUUUAUCUUUAUUUGUUUCAAAGAAAAUUACAGAGCUCAAGGGUAAAAACAACAUAUUGGAGAUCAAGUUGGAUGAGACCAACAGAGUUCUGAAAUUUUCACAGACCAAAGAGAAGUGCUUGACUGAGGGUGAGGAUUCUUAUGCAUUCAAACUCUUUCAUCCAUGAUCUGCGGCCAGCAGGAGCCUAGCAGUUAAGAGCGUUGGGCCAGUAACUGAAAGCUUGCAGUUUCGAAUCCCAGAGCCGACUAGGUGGAAAUCUGUCUGUGCCCUUAAGCAAGGCAUUUAAUCCUAAUUGCUCCUGUAAGUCGCUCUGCUAAAUGACUGAAACGUAAAAAUAAAUACAAAUUAAAUGGAUUUUACUGUAGCCACACAUCUGGAUUGUGUUAUCUUUAGUGAUGGGGUAGCACUUUGGUCUUGUUUGAAAUGCCAACAAAGUGACCAAUAGCAAUGUUGGUAUUUACAUUGGUACUUGAACUUUUACAAAAGUCCAGUUCCAAUGAAAAUGAAAAUGUAAAGAAUGUAUCUUCUCAAAGUAUGGUGAAUAGGUCUAAAAUUCUAUUUUAAAUAACUAUAUUUAAAGUGUGUGUCUCCCUCUAGUGGUCUUAUAUGUAAUGUACAAUUAGUCCACCUGAUGACGUCAUUGUCUCACAGAGCGAGAUGGGAUGUUGGGGACAGUGAACGGACUCCAGCAGACUCUACAGCAGCAGUGUGACCUCAGAGGUAAUAGUCUCUCCUCUGUAAGGCACUCUGGUCAACACAUCUUUAGUGUACACUAUUUCUAUUGUCUGAAUCCAAGAUGUAAACUGUUGUAAUACACUUGUAAUUCAAUUGUAAUAAACAUCAUUUUAUCUUACAGUGGAGAAUGAAAAGUUGAAAAGCACUGUGUCAGAUCUGAAAAGGCAGAGUGAGAGGACAGUAGAGGUGAGGGCAGAAUGAUUGAAUAAACUGAAUCUGAACAUUUCAUUCUUGCACAAUAAAAUAGCUUGGAUUCAAAAUUGACACAAUAGAACAGAGAAACUGAAUAUGUUGCCAUUGCUUCCCCCUUGUGGCUGGUUGUGGUCAGGAGCGGGAAGCUGAGGUUCAGAGGCUGGUGGCAGAGAUGAGAGAUGUGGUAGAGAGACACCAGAAGGAGCUGGAGUCUUUGAGAGAGCAGUGCAGGAGAGGGGUAGAGGGCACUCACAGAGAAACACAGAGCAAACGUAAGAACACAUUACACAAACCCUUCCUUUGAGUGAUCAUCAAUCCUGCUCAUGGAGCUGCAGUGUUGCAGGUUUGUAUCCCAGAUUAGUGCAACCACACCUGAUUUCAAUUUAUCAACUGAUUUUCAACACACCUAAAGCUGAAGCAUGUGUCUCACUACUGAGCUGGGACAAAAACGUGCAGCUCUGUAGUAGUAUUGAGGAUCACUGGACUGUGGCAUUCCAUCUCUGAAACAGAAUGACCUACAACAAAAUGUCACACAUACAACAAAAUAUUACAUAUUUAGAGCCCCCUGUUUGUCUUAUGUUGUCUUUUUUGUGUGCAGUUGAGGCUAAAGAUGCAGAGCUGAAAGAGGCCAUGGAGAGAAAGGAGUCAGAUAUGGGGGAGAUGAGAAGGAUAAUGAGGGACCAGGAGAGAGAGAGGCAAAGUGAAAUAUUAAAGUUACAAAUGGAGGUAUACAGACUGGCAGUACAGUGCUAAGGAAUUAUGUGUGUAACCUGUUUUUGAUUGACAGAUCAGCAGAUAUAUGGUUUUAUAGUAAUAGGCAAAGCUGCUCUGUGUAAAGAUGACUGCUAUUUUAGUCAUCUGAUACAUACUGUAGGUAGACCAGCUUGCAGUCACAGUGAUUUACUUCUGUUUUUUACAGGCAGGAUAGUGCAAAGGUACAUGUGGUUUUGAUUUGAUGCUCUGGGUAAAGAUGUACAUGACUGAGUUUAAUGGACAGAUGAAUCCUAACACUAUUUAUUCUGCUGUCAGUUUGGUGCUAAGCUUGCCAGGGUGCAGAGUACCACACAGAGGAUCCAGCAGCAGCCCCAGGGCUCAGGUCUUCUACCUCAGAACAUCUUCAAACGGGUGAGGAGCCUCCGACCACGUACUAAGCCAACACUUCACACAGAGAUUAGAGCUUGAAGCAACCUGUGUCCACUAUGGAGAAGGGAACUCUUGUUUCUUGAUGUUGCAUGUGUUUCUCCUGUGUUUCUGUAUGUAUGGCCUACCUGUGUGUUUGUUGAUGUGCUCCCAGAAGUUCCAGUUCCUUCAGGAGGAGAAGAACAGAGAGGUCGAGGCCCUGCGCCAGAGAAUCAAGGAAUUGGAGAAGCAGCACGCCAGCGGAUUCAGUGACUCCCGUCUAAAGAGAAAGAAGAUUUAG